CAGCUACUGCUGUUUAUGUGUCUUGCUUAUAAAUCCACUCUGAAGUGAUCAUUAAAGUCUUUGAUUUGCUUAAUGCAAAGAGAGUGUAUAGAAAUCAGUGAAGGGGAUGUGAGAUCCAGGCAGGAAGUAUGGGGGUGUCCAUGUGGUGAUUAGUUGAGACUGAUCUAGAAUCAGAUUUAUGGAAGGCAGCUGUUGAGGGUUUGACAGACAGGCUGGUCGGAAGACUCCAGCGCUGCUGCAGAACAGAAUCGGAUUUGAGCCACUGCUGCCUGCGGAGGAGCGUAGAGGAGUGUGUCAGAUAACAUUUAAACAGAAAGGCAGAAGAAAUAAAGUCACACAUCUGGGAUGGCAUGAGGGUCGGCGUGGGAUACCUGCAGGUCAAUGCAGAUGGACUGAGACUGGAGGGAGACUCUGACUUCCUCUUCCAUCUUCAUGCCCAGAAAAUUGACUCCAGAGAGGAUUCAGCUCUUCUGGUGCACUCCUCUGAAAAUGUCACUCUCAGUGCUCGCAAUACCAAUGGUGAUGUCACAGGGAGUGUCUCUGUAGGCCAGGCUAGGAGCUUUGGCCAACACUUCAACAUCAGUUCAAACCAUGAUGAAAAUAUAUUUUAUGCAGAUGGAAAUGGAGCCAUUGUGGGUAAAGGAAAGCUCUGUGUAACAGGUCCAGAGGGAGCUCUUUUUGAACAUUCUGUCAGGACUCCUCUAGUCAAAGAAGUACUGAAUAAAGAGCUCAAACUGGAGUCUCCAACAUGCUCACUCAUAAUGGAUGCCCCAAAAGGAGUUCAUGCCAAAGCCUUGGCUGGGAAUGUUGAUGUAACAGCAAACUUUGAUAUUCUGCUGCAUUCAACUGCAGGACUGGAAAGCAAAAAGUAGAUCUUUAAAUAGUUUGGCUGUGAAAGGCUCUUUGAAAUAGUUGCUUAGUUAAAUGUCUGAACCAAAGUGGACACCCAAACACCAGAACCAUUCAAGUAUAGGAAUGGCCAUUUCUAAACUAUCCAAUGAAAGUAGGGAAUCUCAAUUUAGUAAUCAGUGGGCAUUUCCAAACCAGGAUGGGCAUUUCUAAACUAUCCAAUGAAAGUAGGGAAUCUCAAUAGUUUGGAAACGCCCACUGACUUGGAAAAAGCCCAUUUUUGUUCUGCAGAGACAUACAGUAAGUUGCCAACCAUAUGGUACAGUGGUCCAGGGUUGCUCAACACAAACAAAUUAGCAAAGCAAACAAUAUAAAGUAUAUAUUCAUAUAAAGUGUUACCAAUUCUGUCAUUAAAAUGUACUUCAUUAUUGCUGGGUCUGUGGUAUAUUUCAGUUAUUUCUAGAUGCUGAAUCUGUCCAUCUGCCCAUGUUACCUGUGGGUAAAGCCAGAACUUCAGGUGACUCUCAGGGAAUGUAUGAUAUUUUUGAGGUAUGUGUUUGCCCCAGCGGUAAGCUCUUCCUCUCCAGGCCUGGUGUCUCCUCUACAUGUAGUGAGCAACAAGACUGCCGAAUACGUUUCUCUCCAUAACACCUAUAGUAUACGUGAACCAAAUCUCCCAUAGCAACAAGGGCUUCUGU
Messenger RNA from Myxocyprinus asiaticus (Chinese sucker), 1547 nucleotides. RefSeq names its product gamma-sarcoglycan-like. The record is from RefSeq and is a predicted model, not a curated record. Gene Ontology annotation, cellular component: sarcolemma; sarcoglycan complex. The transcript has 7 exons. Gene Ontology annotation, biological process: heart contraction; cardiac muscle tissue development. The coding region runs from base 351 to 872 and encodes 173 amino acids. NCBI's taxonomy places the organism in Eukaryota, Metazoa, Chordata, Actinopteri, Cypriniformes, Catostomidae.